ACAGCGAAGGAAAUCCACAGAGCGGUGAUAAGAAAGAAAUUCAACGGCUUCUGAUUGAUAACACUUCCUGGCUUUGGAUGGGUUGUUCAUUUUGUUUUAUGCAUAAUAGGUGGUUCUCCUUCUUCACAGAUUGCUAACUGGUGUGCUCUCUUCUCGGACUGUACACGCCAUGGCGGGGGAGGUCGUCUAUGCUGAUUUAAACAUCCCGGGAGCCCGCUUACCUCCUUCAUCUCAACCCCACAAUUUCCAUCAGUGUCCGCACUGGCAUCAACUUGUCUUGAAGAUCGGAGCCGCUGGGUACGUUGUCCUGCUGAUGACAGUCAUAGUGCUGAGUGUUUGGGUUUUUCAGGGCUCCUCAGGGAAUGGACUGGCCCCUGAAGGUGAGGCGGUCUCCGAGAGACUCAGAAAUGAAAGUAAAUGCGUCGCCAGCCAGGAGAAAUGGUCUUCCCUGAAACAGUACCUGUGUGACCCACCCCAAAUCAGCUCAACAGAGGGCGCCAGGUGCGUACUUUGCCCCAGGGACUGGCUGCCGUACAAGGGAAAAUGUUACUGGGUGUCUAAAGAAAAUAGAAUGUGGAACAGUAGCCGUGACAACUGCUUAACGAAGAGCUCUCAUUUACUGGUGGCCCGGGACCAGGAGGAGAUGGUAAAGUUAAUUUUCUUGCAGGAUAUUGGAGCACUGCUCCGUAAUAAACCACUGUGGGAAAAUGUAGUUCCAACCCCACCGGUAAGCCAGCAGAUAUUUUGUUUGAAGGUCAGCGGCUCGGAGGGCCAAGAUCCCAGGUGCGGUAUGUAG
Trachemys scripta elegans is the source of this 796-nucleotide messenger RNA. Its product is annotated as killer cell lectin-like receptor subfamily B member 1F. The coding region runs from base 170 to 796 and encodes 208 amino acids. The record is from RefSeq and is a predicted model, not a curated record. NCBI's taxonomy places the organism in Eukaryota, Metazoa, Chordata, Testudines, Emydidae. The transcript has 4 exons.